AUGCUCAAGAAGUUAUAUCUGCCCGUAGUAAGUUAAAUUAUAGGUCAUGUGACUGAUUAUGAAUCUUGUUAUGAACUCUUGUAUGAAUUAUGAACACUUGUGUGUGUGAAUGUGACAUAUAUUAACCUUUUGUCUCACUUCUCUUUGUGGCAAGAGCUGUACUGACAGAGCUCCUGAUCUUGGGCCAAGUGACACCCCUGCAAGCAAAGCGGAAGUGGGAGAAUCUAAAAAGAAAAUAUAAAGUAUGUGAAGGUUUUUAUGAUGCUGCUUAACAUUGAACAUUGGGUCAUGAAGAAUGUGUUGGUUCCCCCCCUGCAAGUUAUUAAACAGUUUUUCUUUUUCUCAGGAAUGCAAAGAGCCUCCCACAGGAGCUGGGGCAGGGGGAGCGGUGACAGCUGCCACUUGGCCCUGGUUCAUCCUCAUGGAUGAGAUGCUGGGGCAGAGGCCACCAAUAAACCCCCCACUACUGAUUGCCUCACUUCGAGAGGAUGAACCAGGGCCAAGUGGCACUGCACCUGCCAGGCAGCAGCAGCAGCAGCAGCAGGAGGAGGAGGAGGAGGAGGAGGAGGAUGGACCGGAUGCUGGCCUUACUCGGGAAAAUGGUUGA
Xyrichtys novacula (pearly razorfish) is the source of this 607-nucleotide messenger RNA. The record is from the annotation of a GenBank genome assembly. NCBI's taxonomy places the organism in Eukaryota, Metazoa, Chordata, Actinopteri, Labriformes, Labridae.